Molecule: messenger RNA, 477 nt
Organism: Trichomonas vaginalis G3
Lineage: Eukaryota; Parabasalia; Trichomonadida; Trichomonadidae
Exons: 1
Coding region: 1-477 (158 amino acids)
Source: RefSeq, a predicted model, not a curated record
AUGAGUUUUAAUUAUUUAUUUGAUGAAGAAACAAGCUUAACUUUAGCUAAAGCCUUUAAAGAAGGAAAGAUCGAAGAUGCCACAGUGAUUCAAAACAACACGAACGAGAUUUUAUCCAAAGAAUCAAUCCCUCUUCCUGAAAUCAUGAAAAAUGUAGUUAUAGUAAUGAAGAAUUCUCCUGUAUUACCUACAAUUCAAUAUUCUUGUUAUGAAUCAAUGAAAGAAAUAGCAAAUAAAUAUAACGUCAAAGGAUGCUUAGGUUAUAAAGUUGCUGACUUACUCUUUCAAUCUCAGUAUGACAAGGAGCAAAAUUGCUUCAAAGAAGAUUCGAGAGUUGAAGUUAUAAUGGAAAUGAUCAACGUUUUAGAUCCGUUAACAAAUGAAGACAGAGAAAUGGCAAAAGGACUGUUUGAUACAAUUAAUACUGCAUUAAGUAAAGAUGAAAGAUAUGCUGAUUUUGUCAAUCUUGAGGAUUAA